AUGAUAGAUCUUGAAGAAAUUCAAGAAUCACAAACUACUAUCCCACAACAUGUGGAAGUAGAAAAUAUCUUCGAAACUCAAAGUACACUAUCUCCACGUAGAUCUCAAAGGAUCUCAAGACCUCCUAAUAGGUAUGGUUUCUUAGUUGAGGGCAAUGAGGAUAACCUUCUAUUGGAUGAAGAUCCAAUAACCUACAAGGAGGCGAUAUCUGAUAUCGACUCGGGAAAAUGGAAAGAAGCUAUGAAAUUCGAAAUGGAUUCCAUGUACUCUAAUAAGGUGUGGACUUUGGUGGAUCCUCCUAAAAGUAUUGUACCUAUUGGCUGUAAAUGGAUCUACAAGCGAAAUCUUGGAGGUUAUGGAAAGAUAGAUACUUAUAAAGCUCGUUUGGUGGUGAAGGGUUACAACCAAACUCAAGGUAUUGAUUUUGAGGAAACCUUCUCACCAGUAGCGAUGCUUAAGCCCAUUUGGAUCUUACUUGCCAUAGCUACAUAUUAUGAUUAUUAG
This is a messenger RNA of Diospyros lotus (date-plum), 504 nucleotides long. RefSeq lists its product as uncharacterized. The record is from RefSeq and is a predicted model, not a curated record. The transcript has a single exon. Lineage: Eukaryota; Viridiplantae; Streptophyta; Magnoliopsida; Ericales; Ebenaceae. Bases 1 to 504 code for a protein of 167 amino acids.